This is a messenger RNA of Camellia sinensis, 1805 nucleotides long. It is a transcript of the gene IQD21, whose product is annotated as IQ-domain 21. The record is from RefSeq and is a predicted model, not a curated record. Gene Ontology annotation, molecular function: protein binding. Lineage: Eukaryota; Viridiplantae; Streptophyta; Magnoliopsida; Ericales; Theaceae.
AAAUGCGCGGCACUGCAGUUACUGCUCCCACACCUCCUCCGACUCUUUCUAACUCUCUCUUUCUCUCUCUCCAAACUUUUCUCUCUCUCUCUCGAAUCUGAUGUGCUUAUACUCCUUUUUCCAAUGUUUCCGUGAGAUAGAUGUUGGAAAGAAAUGGAUGUGAAGAAGAGCAAAGAGAUCACAACAACGACACAACAACAAUUCUAAGAUCUCUCUCAGAAGCUUGUUUUCUGGCUUGCAAUGGGCAAGAAAGGAAGCGGCUGGUUUUCGAGCGUCAGGAGAGUUUUCAAACCUUCCUCCAAGGAACUGCCUGAGAAGAAGAAAGACAAUGGAGAGAAAUGGCAACAUCAGCAGGCACCAGAGGUUCUGUCAUUUGAGCAUUUUCCUGCAGAGAGUUCUCCGGAGGAUGCCACGAAUGAUGAGAGUGAUGAGUUGUCUUCGGUGACUGGGGAUCGAAAUCAUGCCAUUGCUGUUGCGGUUGCAACUGCUGCUGCUGCAGAAGCUGCAGUUGCAGCUGCCCAAGCAGCAGCUAAAGUUGUUCGACUGGCCGGUUAUGGGCGCCACUCUAAGGAAGAAAGGGCUGCAACUCUCAUUCAAUCAUAUUACAGGGGAUACCUAGCUCGGCGUGCUCUGCGUGCUUUGAAAGGAUUGGUUAGGCUACAAGCACUUGUCAGGGGGCAUAAUGUGCGCAAGCAAGCACAGAUGACAAUGCGGUGCAUGCAAGCACUUGUUCGUGUGCAGGCUAGAGUAAGAGCACGCAGACUGCAAUUAACACACGAGAAACUUCAGAAGAAGGUUGAGGAAGAAGAAAGACUAGCAGCAGAGGAAGAAAAGCAAAAGCCAAGGAGCCCAGUGAAGAAGUUUGAAGACUAUUGGGAUGGCAGGAAUCAAAGCAUGGAGAAAACUAUGGAAACUGGUAUGAGAAAACAUGAUGGGGUGAUGAAAAGAGAGAGAGCUCUAGCUUAUGCUUUUAGCUACCAGCAGCAGCAACAACAACAACAAUUGUUGCAAUCAGGCUUGAAUGGUAACGAUUCUGGAUUCUAUGCCAACGAACAUGAAAAGGCACAAUGGGGAUGGAAUUGGCUUGAACAUUGGAUGGCAUCACAACCGUACCAUGCCCGAAACUUGGGGCCAAGGGAGAGCUCCUAUAUGACACUCACCACCACUGAUGACAACUCUGAGAAGACUGUUGAAAUGGACUUGGUAGCACCAUUGGGCUCAGAAAAUAUCAAUAUGGGCCGGAUGAGUGGGGACCCGAUUGAAUCGGGUCAGUACCCAAACCGACAGCAGAGGAAUUUGGGCUUGGAUAGUGUCCCAAGCUAUAUGGCCCCAACCCAAUCUGCAAAAGCCAAGGUGCGCAGUCAGGCCUCAGCGGGGAGGCAACAUAACCCACCAGUGGCCCAGUGGAACCCAUCAACAAAGAGAGGAACAACUGUUGGGUCCGGUUGUGACUCGUCAAGCUCGGGUGGAGGCAUGGCCCAUUAUCAGGUAGCAAGAAGCCUAAGCCCGAAAAAUGAUGGGCUGAGAGUUCAAGGUAAGUGGAUUGCAGGGUAUAGCCCAGAUUCUAGUGGGGAUGAGAGAGCACUGCAUUUGGGUGGUCACGGAUUGUGUUGAGUGAACUUUAUAAUGUGUGAUAUUGUAUAUGGCAUUUUCCUUGAGUAUAGGUGUGAUAUUGUCACUUCUUUAUAUGCCAUAUAUACAUUGUAAUUUAUUAAUAUUUUUAUUUGGUAAAACGAUGUUGCAAACAACCCAUGCAGGGGUUUUGAUAAUAUUUAUUGUGGUAUGUAAUUCUAUUUUUUAGAGUA